AUGGAAGAUGUCUCGGCGGAUGUUACAGAAGAGGGAACUAGUAUCGGUGAGGAGGAGGGGGAACUGUGCUGUAAUAGAGAGCCACCUGGGAGAUGGGGGAGAGAGCAGAGUAGAGAGGAGGAGAAGGAGGCAACGGCUACCCAAACAGAACAUACAAAACAGACAGCGGAGGAAUCACAAAAAGAGUUUUCUGAGGAAACCAGAAGUGAGUCUAAAGAAAAACUAGUGGCAUCUACUGCAGAGGAAGAGAAAGUUGACCUAUUUGAGGCAUUUAUCAGUGAUGGGCCUGAAGACAAGACAAGCCAGGAGGACAUAUCUGAAAAGGCAACACCUGAUAAAACCUACAGAAGACGCAGCCUGACUCAACAUCCCUCCAAGUCUGUACAGGGACCAAAAUACAGAAUGGUUAAAAAAACAAAGGCAGAUAUGCAGGCCGAAAAGGCAGAAGAACAGAGGGUUAAAGCAGAAAAGAAAAGGUUGAAAAAGGAGGCCAAACAAAAAUCAAAAAAAACAAUAAAGAAGCCACAGAUUGAGGACAAAUCCAGUUCUGGAAGAGAGGAGAUUAAGUCAACAAUAGGUCUUUCCCCCAUACAAGUUGACACAGAAAAGAGCAAGACCCUGUUUGCAAACAAAAGGAAAAAUAAAAACAAGAAGGAUGACUCUGUAGAUGCUGAUUUGGAAAAGGAAGAGGAGGAGGCUGAACCAGCGUUGACCAAAGCCAUCAAAGACCAACACCGAAUAAUGCUGCUCAGAGCCAAAGGUAAAGACCUCAGAGCCAUUCUGGAGCCUGAAGAACAGCGGAAUGCCCAAGCUGUUGUGAAAGGGAAGCCACAAAGUUUGCUUUUGGACAAGGUCAAGAUGAAAUCUGUCCGAGACAAAGGUAAUAAGACCUUAGCAAAUCCUGAUUUGGCAACAUCAAUGAGUGAGGUCACUGAGGGGGGGUCCAUCAAACCAAAAGAAGGUUUGAUAGCAGAAAGAAAAGGUAUGGCAGCGCUUCACAGAGUGUCUGGUUGGAUUCAGAAGAAAAUAAAGAGGGAUUUAAAUUUUAGAAAGAAACUUUCUGCUUGGAAUAAGGCCAUUGGUGUCUCUCGUUGGCUUUCCCUACAGGCCAUAAAACAAAAACAAGGCAGCAGAAAAUCCAAUUUCCUCAAACACAGGAUGGCCAUGAGAGUUGUCAGUAAAACCAGUGUGGCCAGAAGGCAAAUGGCUAAAGCGAAAGGUAGUCUUCAGGGAAUGGUAAAGGAGGGAGGGGAAGAAGCAGUCCCAGCUGAAGAAAAAGAGGUAUAUGCCAAAUAUGCUGUAGUACUCCCCAGGAUGAACAUAGUGGGCAAGACAAAGACAGAAUCAGCACCCCCAGGAACUCCUGGACCUUCAACUUCAUCAACUACCACUGAAUCACUAGGAGAGCCCACUACCUUAGAGCCCAAACCCCCAAGACCAGGUGCCAGGCUCGUGCUCCCUGUCAAUUCAGAUCUUCUCAAUUCCAACAAGAAGCCCUUGCCAGGGCCAUUAAUAUCAGUUGGGGAUGUAGAGAGGGUCUCUGGGUCCAGCGGUUCGCUGAAACGAUCAUCCAAACCUGAGGACAGGAGGGCUGCGCUUGAAAAUGAGAAUGGAGUCAGUGUGCUACAGGCUGCAAGAGGCAAACUGGACCCCUUCCAGAUCAACUUCACUAAGAUGUCCUUGUCAGGGGAAACAAUAGGUGGAGGACUGAGUCGGGUCAAAGUAUCAGAGCCAAAGGGAGAGGAUGCCACUGGGAUACCUAGGUCAACCACUCAGCCCUUACCAAAUGAAGAGGCAAAUGUAGUGAUGUCAAGUGUCUGCUUCUGUGAAGAGGAGACAGACAGGGAAGUAGCCCAGCUGAUGAGUGUGGGCAGUAUACAUACUAUCACCCUACCAGUGAUGCACUGGGCUGGAAUCCCGCGGAUGAGUGGAGACCCUCAGGAAUGGUUACAUGCUGAGAACCUAAUGCCGCACCAAAAGCUAAACAAAUGGACAGUCUAUGACAAUGGGGGCCAGGUCAGGACUGUUUCUGCUGUCAAUGGUAGGGCCCCCUGGGAAUCAGAGGACCCCACCCAGGAGAUGUUGGAGAGUCAAGUAGUCAGCACACAGGUGGUAAUGCCAGGCAGCAGAAGACCUGUAGAAGUGGAUGAGGUGGAAGAUCUGUCACAGUUGAAAAAUGUGUGCGACAGCUCUGUGCUUUUGAAUCUGAAGAAGAGGUUUUACCGGGAUUGUAUUUAUACUUACAUUGGAAAUAUGCUACUGUCCAUUAACCCCUUUAAGCCCCUUAACAUCUACACAUCUGAGCUGAGACAGAAAUACCAGGGAAAAGAGCAACAGAGAAACCCACCCCAUGUGUAUGCCAUUGCCAACUGCGCCUUCAACGAGUCUCAGGCCUCCACACAGGAGCAGUGCAUCAUUAUAAGUGGCCAGAGUGGUUCAGGGAAAACUGAAGCUGCCAAGAUGAUAGUCCAUUACAUCAGCUGCAUGUAUCAGGGCAGGAAUAACAAUCUUCGACAGCCCAUGGAGGUUUUUCCAAUUCUGGAGAGUUUUGGGAAUGCCAAGACCAUCCUCAACAACAAUUCCAGCCGCUUUGGCAAGUACCUCCACAUCCACAUUCUCCAUGGUGUUGUUGUAGGGACCUCAUUGUCCAGAUAUCUUCUUGAGAAGUCCAGGGUGGUAUUUCAGGCCCAUGAGGAGAGGAACUACCAUGUGUUUUAUGAGCUGCUUCUAGGUAUGAAUGACUGGGACAAACAGGAGCUCUACCUGCAGGGACCUGAGACCUAUUACUACCUAAACCAAGGUGGAACCUGUAAGUUGAAUGGGAAACUGGACAAAAAGGACUUUGAACUUUUGGUUCAGUGCUUUGAGACCAUUGGACUCCAUGCUAACCAGGUCUCCACCAUCUGGGCCAUUCUGUCCUCAAUUCUGCACCUUGGCAACAUCUGCUUCAGCUCAUAUGAGAGAGACUCCUUUGAGGUGUCCAACAUCAUCAGCGAGGCUGAGACCAGAAGAGUUGGCUCCUUGUUGCAGAUUUCCUCUGAGGCCCUGCAGACUGUCAUCACUCACAGAGUCACAGAAACAACCUACGACAGGAUCUACUGUCCUCUAUCUGUGGAAAGUGCCAUAGAAUCCCGAGAUGCCAUCGCUAAAGCCAUGUAUUCAGUUUUGUUUGACUGGUUGUUGGAGCAGAUCAAUGACUGGUUAAGUUCCACAGAGAUGGACAGUGAAGUUGGGAUUCUGGACAUCUAUGGGUUUGAGGAUUUGGGAGUGAACAGCUUUGAGCAGCUGUGUAUCAACUUUGCCAAUGAGCAGCUGCAGCACUUUGUCAACAAGGCAGUGAUCUCUCAGGAGCAGGAAGAGUACAGUGCAGAGCAAAUCCAGUGGUACUCAAUGCCACUCAAAAAGCUCCACUCCUGUCUGGAGCUGAUCUCCUCUAGGCCACAAGGAAUCCUCCAUAUACUGGAUGACCAAACCUGCCUCCCCCAGGCCACAGACCAUACCUUCCUCCAGAAGUGCCACUACUACCAUGGGAACAGCCCCUACUAUGCCAAGCCCAAGAGCCAACUUCCAGUCUUCACUAUUUAUCACUAUGCUGGAGCUGUCACUUAUCAGGUGCACAAUUUCCUGAAUAAGAACAAUAACCAGUUCAAGACAGAAGUGGUGGAGCUUCUUGCCAGCAGCCAGUUAAAGAUGGUGUCAGAGAUGUUCCAGAAGGUUCAGGAUGGUUUAAUUCAGCAGAGAGAGUUGAGCUGGAGAGGGAAGGGCCUUCGACAGCCGCCCUCUACUGCUGCCUCCCACUUCCUCCUGUCCAUGAAUGAACUCACCACUCGCCUGGAGAGAUGCAAAACUACAUUCAUUCGUUGUCUGAAGCCAAACUAUUACAAGCUUCCAGGUAUCUUUGAUGUAGACUACAUGUCAGCCCAGCUGAGGCAUACAAGGAUGCUGGAGACUAUCCACAUCAGGAAAGAGGGAUUUCCCAUACGGAUUCAAUACCCCAACUUCGUCAAAAGGUAUGGGGUUCUGCUGCCCCAGCAAUUGAUUGAGGUGUCGGACAGAGAACAGACAGUGGCUCUGCUGGACAGGGUUGAUGCAGUGGAAGAACACUACCAGCUAGGACUCACCAAGGUGUUCCUCAAGGAGCUUCUGUACCAGCAGCUGGAGGAGAAGUGGAGCAGCACUCAGACCUGGGCUGCUACCACCAUCCAGAGGAACAUUAGGGGCUUCCUCUGCAGGAGGAACUUCAAGUUCUUCAGACAAAAAGCCAUUGUCAUCCAAAGCCACAUCCGAGGACACCAGGCCAGGAAGUACUACAAGCGUCUAAAGCAGUCCUUCACCCAGUUCUGGGCAGUGAUGCUGGUGACAAGAGACACCAUCAGGAGACGCCAUUGGAGGAAGCUUAGACUUCUAGUUCCACAGCUGCAACAGGAAUUUCACAAGAGGAACAAAAAAACUGUGACAAAGACUGUCUUUCCAGGAAUGGAUGUGGGGAAGUUGGAGAUCCCUGCUGAGCUGUCAGCCAGACUCCUCAGUGCUGCAGGAUGGCAGCAUUCGCAAGGGGUGGUAGAGGUUGCACCUCCACAUGUGAAGGCAGAACACAAGCUUGCCCUCCCUCUUGAUAUAGACAGUUACCCAUUCUCUGACUAUGCUAAAUCCAUAUUGAAGGAUACAUGGUGCCAGCCUCAGGGAUACCCCCUUCAAAUGCCCCUCACCUCUCUGGAGCCAGGAGAUGCAAAAACUGCUCUGGAAAUUUACAAACUGAUCUUACGGUUUACAGGUGAGUCAGGCCUUAGUGGAUGGCAGGAGCAGAUGUUGGGUAACUACAUCGUGGAGAAGGGCCAGAGCCAGCCAGCUUUGAGGGAUGAGAUCCUGGCUCAGCUAGCUUACCACACAUGGGGCGUGCAGAAAGAGCGGGACAGCCUGAGGGGCUGGCUGCUGCUGGCUUGCUGCCUCAGUGCAUUUGUCCCCUCACCAACACUGGACAAACCCCUGCUCAAGUAUGUGUCAGACCAUGGUCCCAUGGAGUACCGCUCACUGUGCCAACACAAAAUGCUGACAUCUCUGCAGCUCUCAACUCCCACUUCCCGCAUCUACCCACCCACCCAGCUGGAGUGGACUUCCAGCCAGAGGAAGGGCACCAUGGUGCUUGAUUUACACACCUUCAAUGAUGAAAAACUAACAACUGAAGUUGAGUCAUGGACCACUGGUGAGCAGCUGGCCUCUUGGCUUCUCCAUUUCAGAGGUGUGUCGGAGGCAGUGGAGGGCUGGUCAGUGACUCUUCUGACCGAUGAAGGCUGGUCAGACCUGGCUGGCUCAGAUUUUGUCAUGGAUCUGCUAGCUGGUGCAGAAACUGAAAAGCUGCCACCACUAGGAACGCCCUCCUCCACAAACUCUGACUACCUGUUCAGCAGCCAUGGAGAAAGAAUGCCAACUACAGAUAUGGAUGACAUCAUCCCACCAGCACCACCAGUGAAAGCACCGGGGCUGCCCCCUUUUGAGGGAAGCCUAUGGGGCUUUGAUCAUCCCCAGGAAGGUAGGCGUGGUCGACAGAUAGAUGCCUACGUUGAUGACUUGUUUGAUCCUGUACUCGACCAAGGACCUCCGGAUAUGGAAAGAGUAGCCAUGAUAAAUUACAGGAUGAAAGGAGGAGGAGGGAUUGGACCAAUGCAGCCUGGCAUAUAUGGAGCUGGCAUGACAAUGGCAAUGCCAAGCUAUCCUAUGGGAACAUCAGUUCACCCCCAAAUGCCCAGUUAUGGUGCAGCUCCCAUGAUGUCAACAAUGCCAGGCAUGCCCACCAUGCCAGCCAUGAUGACUCUGGCUCCCAUGCCUGCUCCUCCUGUCAUUGACCCAUUUCAGACUGCAGCAACACAGCAGGCCGUCAUCAACCAACAGGCCUGUCUCAUGGCCCAGCAGAUGACCAUGCAAGCAAUGAGUCUGUCCCAGCAGCAGAUACAGGAGCAGAGACAAAAAGAGCAGGAGAGAGAGCUGGAUAAGGAGAGACAGAGGCAGCAGAAACUUCAGUCUGAUCAAUUCUUAAAGGAACGCUCUCCCUCACCCCCACCUGUCCAGACCAAAACACCCACAACUAAAUACACUUCUACCUACAGGCAGCCUGAGCCAGAACCAGAAAGAGAGAUUGUGUUACCAGAUCCAGAUGACCUGCACUCUUUCACAGACAAGAAGGAUUACUUCCAAAAGAUUGGCACUCAGCCCCAAGGUGAAUCCAAAACCCCAAAGCCUCAACUGGCCCUCUCCAGCCCACCCAGACAGAAGCAUCUCAACCUGCCAGUACAUCAUGCAUCAGCCCCACCUACAGCGCCUAAGCCUAAGGUGAAGGGUCCCCUUGUCCCUCCUGCUAGAGAAGCAGAUCCCCCGAUCGUCACACCUACCGAGCCGCACGUCAAACCCACCUCCAACAUCCGAGAAAUUAUCAAACAGUACAACAGCCGAACACCACCAGAGCCCAAACCCUUUGAGCCUGUCAGACCCCCUGCAAGGCAUUUUGCAAAGAAGUGUGACCCCAAAGAGGAAGCUUUGGCCAAACUCAAAAACAAAGCACCAAUGCCAGAACAGGUCAGGGUGUGUGUGCCUCCUCCACCACCAAUCGAGCCUGAGAUUGAGCAGCCUUCUCUCAGAACCCAGCCUUCACCUCCCUCCAACAGGGGACCGCACAUCAUUUCCAGCAGCAUGAAGCAGAAGCAGCGCUCCCUGAUAGACCUGUUCGGUUCACAGCGCUCCCAGAACCCUCUACCUGACUCGCCACCACCUCCUCCACAACCUACAUCCAUCCAACCGGAUAUCCCUGACCCCCCAGCCAUGGCGGCCCCAUCUCUCUAUAUGAUGCCAGAUGAGGAGAGCAUUCAGUCCCAACUCCAGCGCUUUUCAGCAGGCGUCUUCUUCUCUUACUCCGACAUGCUGGGAAAACUGUUUAUGCGAAAAGAAGUGUUUUACCCUAAAGAGAUGUUCAACCAGCCGUACAUCCUCAAUCUGUUAUGUGAACAGAUCAUGAGGGACACGUACUCUGACAGCUGUAUGAGGAUCAGCAGAGAGGAGAGGAGGAAGAUGAAAGAUCUACUAGCCAAUUUCAGUGUGGGAACAACUAUAAGCACCAUCCAGGAUGACAACAUGAAGAAAAGGAUCAUCAUUGCUGCUCGAGACAACUGGGAAAAUUACUUCAGCCGACUGUUUCCUCUGUUGCAUUCAGACGGUGGGGAUGCUCAGGUUUUGGGUGUGUCUCAUCGUGGAAUUCAUCUUCUGAAGGUAGCCAGAGCAUCAGGCAUCAACUCCAAACAUCUCCGUCUGCUUAGAAGCUACAGUUUUGCAGAGUUGCUGUCAGUUGACCUCCAAGAUGCUGACAAAGUUAAACUGGAGUUGAAGAGUGAAAACGUGGUAAUGCAGUCCACCAGAGCGCCUCAGAUCACUGCUAUGAUCAGAUUAUUCCUUCAGGAGAUUAUCAAGGACUCAGGUCAUGUCAUUGCCCUGAAGAGUUUUGUGACAGAUGACAAGAGUCUGCUCAGUUUCUGCAAGGGUGACAUCAUCAAACUACUACCAAUGGAAGGACUCCAGACAGGCUGGCGUUUUGGGACCAUGGGAGCGCGCUCUGGCCUUUUCCCAGAGGAUGUUACUCAGCCAUCUGCAGCCCUGGACUACAACUGUCUCCACCUUGAACGAAGAGAUACUUGGAGGAAAAGCAUAAGGGGCACCAAAUUAGUCUCUCCCCCCAAGGCCCUGUCUCCUGGUCCUAUCCGCAGACACAGUGCUGAUUCAGAGGGGCCCAGCAGAGAUGCCUUGCUGCAGGGCUCAGUACAGGGAUCAGUCGAGAGACCAGUACAAAGCUCAACUCAGGGCUCAGUCGAUGAUGUGGAGAUUCUCUCGGCCAUGGCUAAGUUUGCCAUCAAAUACUUUAGAGUGGGGAAUGCGGGUCUGCCUGCCGGUGGAAGGAGUUUUUCUGAGGUGGUUCAACACACAGAGGUGGUCAUCCAGGAAUCCCUCAUUUUCUACAAUGAUCCUGAAAUCAAUGAAUUAUCUGUCCAGUGCUUCAUGAACUUGAUGCAGUUCAUGGGUGACAGGCAAUUGAAAAAGAAAACAACCCAGUCAGACUGCCUUCGCCAAAUUUUAUUGCUAGGGAAGGAGAAAGAGCUGUUGAGAGAUGAAAUCUACUGCCAGGUCAUCAAGCAAACCACCAACAACUCAACCAAAUCCAGUUGUAUCCUUGGUUGGCAGCUGCUCACCCUGAUGACCGGGUUCUUCCCCUACUCUGGUACUCUGCAGCCAUACGUCACACUUCACCUUAACAACAUCUCUCAGGACUAUGAACAUCCAUACCAAGAGAUGGCAAAUGUAUGUCUGGAUAACCUUCAACGAUCUCUCAGUUUUGGCGGUCGCCGUAACAUCCCCUCACAUAUUGAGAUGAAGGCCCUUCUGGCCGACAAAACCUUUAGAAAUAUUCAUAUCCAGCUACCAGGAGGAGGAGAUUUCCCCAUCAAGAUACACAGCUUCAGUAUGGCAGCAGAUGUGGUAGAGGAGUUCUGUAAAGAAAUUGGUAUCUCAGAUCUCACAGAAAUCAGAGAGUUCUCCAUCCUCUCCAGGAGACUUAAAGACGGGAUUGUGCGUCCCCUCCAUGCUAAGGAGUAUCUGUUUGACUUUUUGCUGGAUGACAACUCCAUCGUCUUGUUUCUGAAGAGAGUGAUUUGGAGAAGCCCUCUGUCCUUCAGGAGUGAACUCUAUAUGGAGUUCCAUUACCAGCAGCUCCUGGGCGACUAUCUGAGUGGGUUGCUGAUGCUUCCUCCUGCUGCAAGUGGUUCCUCAUCAGUCCAGCACAUAGCAGAGCUUUCAGCUCUGCAGCAUCUGGCUCGUGGACGAGGGAAUCAGCCCUCACUGCCAGAGAUAAAGGAGUACCUGCCCCCCCAACUGGAUUGGUUCAGGAGUCAAGCUGAGGAGAUCCAGUCAUUUUGUCUGGGUCAGAUAGCUGCCAUGCAGUCCCUCAGCCCUCAAGAAGCCAAAAUACGAUUCGUUGAGUUUAUGAGCAGACUGCCAUUGUUUGGUUUCAACACCUACUUGGCUAAGACGGUCAGCCAGCAUGGCUGUCCCUCCCCCUGUGUGGUCAGCAUCAGCGAGGAGGGCAUGCUGUUUCUUCACCCUAAAACACAGGAGCAAGCUUUUAUGAUUCCUCUGGCAGAUGUACAGGCCAUGUGCACCAUUCGACCCAAGAGACGAGGCAAAGGGCCAGCAGUCAACAUCAAUUAUGGCAAUCCAGCGCACCCCAAAAAUGUCACCAUUUAUCUCAAACAGGCUAAGGAGUUGUGCCACAUCCUUGCUGUGAUGAUCGAAGAGUUAAUCGGGCCAUCAGUUAACAGCUCCAUUUCAAAUUGCUAGGAGACACACAGACACACACACUGACACACACACACAACCUUGUACUAUCUUAGUGAGGAUACGCAUUGGCAUAAAGCAUUCCCUAAUACGUUACCCUAUCCUUAACCAUCACAACUAAAUGCUUAACCUUAACCUUUACCGUAACCUAAACCUCAUUCUACCCUAAUCUUACAACCUAGUCUUGACCCUCAAAAAGCUCUUGGAAGAUGUGUCAGAAAGUGAAGACCAGCCAAAAUGUCCUCACUCCGUAAGAUCAUUAUUCAAAAUGUUUAGAUUUAUGUACACUUACUCAUUUUGUUUUGUGUAGCUCACAUUUGGGUACAUUACAUAGAUUUGCUUUCAUUUCCUGGAGAUUUACCAUAAUCCUAACCAUUACUUGCUGAACCCUUGCCCUAAUCGUUUCCCUAACUGACCCAAAAAUUUGGGUUAUUUUUGUUAUUGUUCUUUUUUUAUGUAACUCUGUGUUAUUGUUGAAAAUUAACUGAAUAUGACAAUGAACACAUGAUGCUUAUAUUCUCUUCAGUGUUAUAUAUAUAUAGACUGAAUUUGGGAGGGAAUGGGUUGAUUUGCCAGAUGUUGCAAAGUAUAUUAUAUAUGUUCAUUUUGUGCUUUAGAGUUCAAUAACACCAUUGUAUGAAUUUAAAGCUGGUUAAUCAUUACUGGAAUUUGUUUUAGUAAUAUCUUGUAAUAUAUAUGUACUGUAAUAUAAUAAGUAAUAUAUAAGUUGAUAAUUCAUAAAUAAUAAAGAAAUGUGUCGAUUCAA
Molecule: messenger RNA, 10135 nt
Organism: Scophthalmus maximus (turbot)
Lineage: Eukaryota; Metazoa; Chordata; Actinopteri; Pleuronectiformes; Scophthalmidae
Gene: myo15b
Product: myosin XVB
Exons: 67
Coding region: 1-9372 (3123 amino acids)
Cellular component (GO): cytoskeleton; myosin complex
Molecular function (GO): protein binding; cytoskeletal motor activity; ATP binding
Source: RefSeq, a predicted model, not a curated record